Perognathus longimembris pacificus (Pacific pocket mouse) is the source of this 1940-nucleotide messenger RNA. It is a transcript of the gene Zfp36, whose product is annotated as ZFP36 ring finger protein. Bases 42 to 1088 code for a protein of 348 amino acids. Gene Ontology annotation, molecular function: metal ion binding; mRNA binding. The record is from RefSeq and is a predicted model, not a curated record. NCBI's taxonomy places the organism in Eukaryota, Metazoa, Chordata, Mammalia, Rodentia, Heteromyidae. The transcript is spliced from 2 exons.
CGCCCCCUCACGGCGGCCACGCCCCCUCGGCUCACUAUAAAAUGCCGGCGUUCCCCCGUUCCCCCCACAGCCUGACUACGGCGCUGGGACCCUCGGCUUGCUUCUCUCCGCGGCUCCCCACGCCAGCCAUGGAUCUCUCUGCCAUCUACGAGAGCCUCCGGUCGCUGAGCCCGGACCUGCUUUCAUCAGACCAAGGAGGAACCGAGUCCCCUGGGCUCUGGAGCCUAAAUGCAUCCGAUCCCAGCCUGCCUGGGGUGGUGGGUUCUCGCCUGCCUGGCCGGUCCACCAGCCUGGUCGAGAGCCGAAGCUGUCAUUGGGUGCCCCCACCCCCUGGCUUUGCACCCCUGGCUCCUCGCCCGGGCCCCGAAUUGUCACCCUCACCCACUUCACCGACGGCGACUCUGACCACCUCAUCUCGCUACAAGACCGAGCUCUGCCGGACCUUCUCAGAGAGUGGGCGCUGUCGCUAUGGGGCCAAAUGCCAGUUUGCCCAUGGGCUGGGUGAGCUGCGUCAGGCCAAUCGCCACCCCAAGUACAAGACAGAACUGUGCCACAAAUUCUACUUCCAGGGCCGUUGCCCUUACGGCUCCAGAUGUCACUUCAUCCACCAUCCCGAGGAGGACCAGGCUGCCCCGGGUCAGCCACACGUUCUGCGCCAAAGCCUCAGCUACUCCGGCCUGCCCUCGGGCCGCCGGGCCUCGCCCCCACCGGGCCUGGGGGGCCCUUCCUUGUCCUCCUGUUCCUUCUCCCCCUCCAGCUCCCCGCCGCCCCCCGGGGACCUGCCACCUUCACCCUCCGCUUUCUUUGCUGCUCCCGGGACCCCUGUAACUCGAAGGGACCCCGCCCCUUCCUGCUGCCCCUCUUGCCGAAGGACCACUCCUGGCACCAUCUGGGGGCCCCUGGGGGGCCUGGCUCGGAGCCCCUCUGCACAGUCCCUGGGGUCUGACCCAGAUGAGUAUGCCAGCAGUGGUAGCAGCCUGGGGGGAUCCGACUCUCCUGUCUUUGAGGCUGGGGUCUUUGGGCCACCCCAACCUCCAGCAGCCCCCCGGAGACUCCCAAUCUUCAACCGCAUCUCUGUUUCAGAGUGACAAGUGCCUGUCUAGACAUUGAGCUGGAAAUCAAGGAGGAAAACACUUGUUGGGGAGGGGGCGGGUGUGUGCCGCAAAUCCCGUGGCCCUCUGUCCACAUUCCAAAAAUGCAUUAACCAGCACCCCUAACGAUGCCACAUCUAGGGCAGGUCCCUGGUGCCCAGGCGCCGUGUUUCUGGUGUUAAGGACGGCAGUGUUUUCUGGGAUGUAACUGAAAAUGUAGCAGAUUUGAAGGAGGCACUGAGCCCUCCUCUCCCACCCCAACUCUGGUCUCCUGGAAUUGUCUGUGCUGUGAAGAUGGCCCACCCCUUUCCCAUUCUUCCCCCAGGUGUCCCCUGGGGAGAAGCCUGGUGCUCAAAAUGUCCCUCAAGCAUCUAGCCAAAGCCAUUGCCAAGUUCCCCCUCCUAUACUAGUGGGGCCCCCCUUUUUUUCUUUUUAUUUAUGACGACUUUUAUUUAUUCUAAUAAGAUUUUAUAGUAUUUAUAUAUAGGGUCAUCCGAUUCCCUUGUAUUCUUUUUUUCUAAUAUUGGAAAACGGUGAUACCAUUGUGACAAUGUUAUAAUAUAUAAAGUAAUAUAUAUAUUGUUACUUUCAAAGUCUAUUUUUGUGUGUGUGUCUGUGUGUGUUGGAAUUUUUAAAUAAAAGAAACCCGAGUGGAAGCUGCCUUCUUGACUUACAGCCGGAAGGGUGGGGUGCCUUUUUUUUUUUUUUUGGCCUGACCUCCAAACCUUAUCGAGAGUUCUAUCGCCCAGUGGCACUUACCUGGCAGGAAGUGACGUCAGUAGUCUGGCGAUUCACCUGAGGGGGCGGGGCCAGGUGAGAUCACCGGGAAUGGAACCCGGAGAGCCAGUU